AUGCUAAUGGAAAUUAUAGGAUUCUCCAUUGUGACACUUUAUAAUUUCACUAACAGUUAUAGUAUAAUGACAUAUUUGGAGUAUCCAAUAAUAUUACUGCAAGUGUACGUCUUACUUUAUUAUGUUCUUAAGUACCGAAGGUUGUUGUGGAGGCCUAUCAUAACAUUUGCUAUUUUUACAUAUUUUGCAUCAGUAUUGGGAUUUGCUCUUGGUUUUUUCUCAAGAAAUCUUUUGUCUUAUAUGGUGCCAUUUUGUACACCUCUCAGCGGAUUCGCUAAAGUUACAUACAUUUAUGGAAUCAUUAAAGCUGGUAAUGCUGAUGAAGUUUCAUUGACAACAUGGAUUAUUUCAGUUUCCACAAAUAUGUCGCGUCUUUUUACUGUAUAUGUGGAUUCUGCAGAUGUGAAACUCAUGAUAAACUUUUUAGUUUCAUCACUGCUUAGCGCUGGAGUGUUAGUAACUGCAUUAUUUUAUCAAUAUAAAUAUCCAGCAGUACAAAAAAGACAAAAUAGGAGAAGGUCUUCGUGCAAGAAUCAUGAUGAUUAG
Molecule: messenger RNA, 546 nt
Organism: Parnassius apollo (apollo)
Lineage: Eukaryota; Metazoa; Arthropoda; Insecta; Lepidoptera; Papilionidae
Source: the annotation of a GenBank genome assembly